Mesocestoides corti is the source of this 963-nucleotide messenger RNA. The record is from the annotation of a GenBank genome assembly. NCBI's taxonomy places the organism in Eukaryota, Metazoa, Platyhelminthes, Cestoda, Cyclophyllidea, Mesocestoididae.
AUGACGCAGUUUCUUCCGCCGAAUUUGCUCGCUCUCUUCGCACCGCGUGAUCCAAUCCCGUACCUUCCUCCUAUCGAGAAGCAUAAAAAUCAUCGGAAACUUCCUUAUACUGGCAUAGCUCAGUUCCUUGGAGAGUUUGAGGCGAGUUUUGUAUUGAUCCAUCCGAAACACCUGCACCUACUCGAAUUGAAACUAGAGAAGAGAGAAAAGCACGAAAACGAAAAGAAAAACAGGAACAAGCCAAUUACAAACUCGAAAGAGACCUUGCCCUCUGUAAUUUUUGUCUGUUUGCGACUUAUUUUGAUAGGGAACCCCAAAAAACUCGCUAGUGGUACAACCAACGCGUAUAACACCUUAUUUGUUGCAAGGCUUAACUAUGACACCUCAGAGCACAAGUUGCGUCGUGAGUUUGAUGUCUAUGGUCCGAUCAAGAAGAUAUGUAUGGUCAAAGACGCGGCUACUGGGAAGCCUCGGGGUUACGCGUUCGUUGAAUUCGAGCAUGAACGAGACAUGCAUGCUGCAAAUAAGGAUGCCAACGGACGCAAAAUUGAUGGUCAUCGAAUUCUCACCGACAUUGAACGCGGUAGAACUCGGCCAGACUGGCGACCCAGGCGAUUAGGUAAGGGCCUUGGUAAAUCUCGAAGUGGUCCUAGCGACUCGCGUCGUGACGACAAAAAGCGCGACGAGGACAGGGACCGGGAUAGACGAAAACGCAGUAGAUCCCGCGAUUACCGCGACCGCCGACGAAGAAGUCGUAAGUUUAACCUAUGUAGCCUUUACUGUGAUGGCUGUAAACGCUCUAACUUUUCCGAGUUUAUUUUUAAUCAAGGAAGCCGCGAAAGAAGACGCAGUGGUGAUCGCUCCCGCGAGCAUGGUCGCAGGGACAAGUAUCGCCGCGACGACAUGCUUCAAUACGGCGAAUAUGGCGCGGAAAUCAAGGCGGAAUACAAUGGAGACUACUAA